Messenger RNA from Ambispora gerdemannii, 153 nucleotides. The record is from the annotation of a GenBank genome assembly. NCBI's taxonomy places the organism in Eukaryota, Fungi, Glomeromycota, Glomeromycetes, Archaeosporales, Ambisporaceae.
AUGAGGUCAUUGGCCAACACCGAAACAUUAUUAGAUGAUAUACAAAGUAAAAGUCGAUAUAACGGAUGGACUAUCCAAAGUCGAAGCUCAUCAGUCAAUUAUCAAAAGGGUGUAGAAGAUCUCGACGGUUUCAACGGGUUUCGGCAGGUUUGA